Messenger RNA from Zychaea mexicana, 960 nucleotides. Its product is annotated as protein-tyrosine phosphatase-like protein. Lineage: Eukaryota; Fungi; Mucoromycota; Mucoromycetes; Mucorales; Lichtheimiaceae. The record is from RefSeq and is a predicted model, not a curated record. The transcript has 4 exons. Bases 1 to 960 code for a protein of 319 amino acids. Gene Ontology annotation, biological process: protein dephosphorylation. Gene Ontology annotation, cellular component: nucleus. Gene Ontology annotation, molecular function: protein tyrosine/serine/threonine phosphatase activity.
AUGCACGAGAUCGCACCUCGACUGUUUGUCGGCAGUCAGGCAGCGGGGUAUUCGAUCGACUUACUAAAAGAACAUGGCAUUACACAUAUUUUAUCCCUUGGCGAUUUCGAUUCUACACAUGACCAUAUUAUUUACAAGAACAUUCGAAUACUCGAUCUCGCAGAAGAAAAUUUGCUUCAGUAUCUUGACGACACGUACGACUUUAUACACAGUGCUUAUGAAAACAAUGGUAAAAUCCUUGUACACUGUGAAGCAGGCAUGUCACGAAGUGUGGCGGUGAUGAUGGCAUAUCUUAUGCGCACACAAAAUUUGGCGCCAAAAGCUGCACUGGAUAUCAUUAAAGACGAGCGAAACUUUGUUCAACCCAAUGAAGGAUUUAUGGAUCAAUUGGAGCUAUACCAGAUACUUCAAUACAAAGUCGACACAAAUCAUGCCGCGUACAGAAGAUUUUUGGUGGCAAGCAUGGCUAGAGAACAGCAAGAUACCGGGUAUAUCGCCAAUCUUUCAUUGACGCCAAACCCAGUACCAGACAGCCAGUCUCAGCUCAUUGUUCGAUGUAAAAAAUGCAGAUACGUUUUGGUGAACAAAGAACAUAUUUUGGAUCAUCAGCCGGGAAAAGGACAACAGGCCUUUGCAUAUACCAAGAGAAAUGCCGAUCUUAAUAUCACAUCCGCCGCUGUAACCCCAACCGCUCAUCAUCAGCAGCAGCAAAUGCUUAAUCCACUGCUCGCUUCAUUAGGCGCAGCCAACAAUAACUGCUCGUCGUAUUUCAUCGAACCCAUGGAAUGGACUGCUGUCUUGCAGGACGGACAUAUUGAAGGUCGGAUCGAUUGUCCAAAAUGUAUGGCUAAACUGGGCCAGUACAACUGGUCUGGUGCACAAUGCUCCUGUGGUCGAUGGAUCACGCCUGCAUUCAUGUUGCAUCGUAAACAAGUGGACGAGAUCAAACGUCGGCGCUAG